Molecule: messenger RNA, 1265 nt
Organism: Anguilla rostrata (American eel)
Lineage: Eukaryota; Metazoa; Chordata; Actinopteri; Anguilliformes; Anguillidae
Gene: sumf2
Product: sulfatase modifying factor 2
Exons: 9
Coding region: 155-1078 (307 amino acids)
Cellular component (GO): endoplasmic reticulum
Source: RefSeq, a predicted model, not a curated record
CAGCUUAAACUCACCGCCAGCUCAACCAAGUCGGCUGAAGAUGAAUUAUUCUGAGUUGAUCGUUUUCGAAGCAAGUGACCGCUGAGUAUUUACCGGUUUUGGUAGUUAAAGGAAGUGGGUAGCUUAAUAAGCUACAAUAGCUAGCCAAUGAGAAAUGUAUGUUCAUUUUCUGUUCACAAUGAAGCUGCUAGGAAUGAUGAUUCUAACUUUUACGACUGUGUUAUGUGAAUCAGACGAUGAGAACACGGUCCAAAUACCGGGAGGUCAUUUUAAACUGGGAACGAAUGCAGCAGACGGGAGAGAUGGAGAAUCUCCGGCAAGGGAGGUGUCUGUCGAACCUUUCGCCAUUGACAAAUACCCAGUCACUAACCAGGAUUUCAGGGAAUUUGUUAGGGCAGUGAAAUAUAAAACGGAGGCGGAGACAUUCGGCUGGAGUUUUGUGUUUCAAGAUUUUGUGUCGGAAGAACUGAAAAGCAAAGUAACGGAGAAGAUCGAGUCUGCUCCUUGGUGGCUGCCCAUAGAGAAAGCCUUCUGGAGACAGCCUGCAGGCCCAGGCUCUGGGAUUCGGGAUCGCCUGGACCAGCCGGUGGUGCAGGUGAGCUGGAAGGAUGCCCAGGCGUUCUGUAAGUGGAGGGGGAAGAGGCUGCCGUCAGAAGAGGAGUGGGAGUCAGCGGCCCGGGGGGGUCUGGAAGGCAGGACGUACCCGUGGGGGAACCGCUUUCAGGAGAACCGCAGUAACCUGUGGCAGGGUAAAUUUCCAGAGGGGGACACUGCGGAGGACGGUUACCAUGGCGUCGCCCCUGUAGCUGCGUUCCCGCCUCAGAACAGCUACGGGCUGUACGACCUGAUGGGGAACGUCUGGGAGUGGACGUCCUCGCGUUUCCCCGGAGCGCAGGCCAUGUACGUCCUGCGCGGCGGGUCCUGGAUCGACACCGCCGACGGAUCGGCCAAUCACAGGGCACGCGUCACCACCAGGAUGGGGAACACUCCGGACUCGGCCUCGGACAACCUGGGCUUCCGCUGCUCUUCCGGGUCCGGUGGGAAGAAGCGGAAAACCGGGAACAGAACGGAGCUGUAGAGACCCGGAGGCUUCCGGGAGGAGGAGUCACGUUGCCGUGGGAACAGCUAAAUUCUCUCCUGUGGAGAUUUUCUGGAGCCAAACAAUGAAACUUUUUCAACGUGCAUUUCCUGUUUGUUUUUUUUAAAUCAAGGACUUCUGUAAAAAAAAUUGUCAGCAUUAAACGUGGAUCAGGUUUUCUUUUUCA